Molecule: messenger RNA, 447 nt
Organism: Ostreobium quekettii
Lineage: Eukaryota; Viridiplantae; Chlorophyta; Ulvophyceae; Bryopsidales; Ostreobiaceae
Source: the annotation of a GenBank genome assembly
AUGGGGAAGAACCAGGCCUACAAGGCCAUGCAGCGCGCCAAGCACGCCACCACCGCGGACGGCCACCUCGAAGCUGAAGACGGAUCGGUGGAUGCUUCAUUCCACACUCCCCUGUGGCAUGCUGCACGAGUGGCGGCUUUGAAGGUGCAACGAAUCCCAUGGGAGGAAUGGAAGAAAAAGAUGAAAGAGGAUGAAGAAGGAAAAAGCAAAGUUAGAGACGAAGAAGAGAGAGUUAUGAGAGAGUACAGAGCACAGCUAGAUGCGGAUCGUGAAGCGAGGCUGGGUACCACGGCCCUUGCAACUGAGCCCAAGACGAAGAAGAGGAAGAGAUCGGAGAAGGAUCGUGAGCGCAAAAAGUCCAGGAAGAAAGACAAGAAGGAAAGGAAGGUUGGUGCAUACCCAAUGCAGACAUUGCCCACCUGCUCCGACGUGUGUGUUGAGCCAUGA